Gadus morhua (Atlantic cod) is the source of this 4070-nucleotide messenger RNA. RefSeq names its product CLOCK-interacting pacemaker b (gene cipcb). The transcript is spliced from 4 exons. Gene Ontology annotation, cellular component: nucleus. Bases 598 to 1983 code for a protein of 461 amino acids. The record is from RefSeq and is a predicted model, not a curated record. Gene Ontology annotation, biological process: negative regulation of circadian rhythm; negative regulation of DNA-templated transcription. NCBI's taxonomy places the organism in Eukaryota, Metazoa, Chordata, Actinopteri, Gadiformes, Gadidae.
AGCGAACACAAUGUACUCAACUUGCCACACGAUCGCGGUCACGUUUCAGGCCUUGUGCCAGCUCGUCGGCCAAUCAGGAACGAGGGAAUCUAAAGAGGGCGGGUACGACGCGCCUAAAGAAAGCAGCGGUUCUACUACUACACCACAAGCCCCGCCCAUUGUUUUCCAAAUAUGGCAAGAUGAACUACAAAGCGUCUGGAGCACGGUGUGUUUCCUCCUGCGAUUCUGCGCACGGAAACAUUGUUUGACUGUGUUUUAGAGAGACAAAUGAAAGCCACAGUCGCUUCUUGGUUCCAACGCCGUUACUAAAGGUAACAUUGAGUCGGGUGCAUCUCGGGUCGCGAUCCGGUGUCACCGGUGGUGUGUGCUGAGGUUCUCGUGGACCUCGCCGCGGAACACCGAGUCCUAGUAGCUGAAUGAGCGUGAGCACUGCUGGGAUAACAAGGAAGAGAGGUUGGGACGGAAAGGUGUUCUCUUCUGCAACUUCCAAGUAGACAUUGGUGUGUAGAACAACCCGUUACAUCGGAAGGGCCUUGUGUAGCCGUGGGAAACACUGAUGUAUAUCAGUGGUGACCUUUCAAGCGCGUAAAGCAACAGAUGAGCACAAGACGGAAGACGCAAAGCAACCACAGGGCCAUCAACAAACUCCGAACCAUGUCCGGUAGUUCCCGGGCGGAAUCUGAAAGAGACUCGGGAUUCUCCGAUACGAGCUCGGAGCCAAACAGCACCAGGGGAACCACGGACUCGGAGGACUUGACUCAUUGUGCCCCACAGCAAGGGGCAACGCUGGGGUCGGGCUCUGUGAUCUCACAGCUGGCAGUGGUGGGAGGGUCAUCCUACCCCAACAUGUCUCCCAUGAUCAUCAUGAACAACGUCUUGCUCAAGCAGUCUAGCGACCCCCCAAAGCCUCUGAAGCCCUGGGGCUUCAGGCCUGCGGUGGAGGGGGUCCUGCCGGUGGUCCCGCCCGCCCAGGUGGUCUUCAUCCAGCCGAUGCUCUCCCACCCAGCGCCCCCUCCCCAUAAAGACCCCCACUCCUCCAGACACAGGCGCCCCAAGAAGUACCUCCCCGUCCUCAAGUCCUACCCCAGGAUAGCCCCCCACCCCGGAGACAGCAGCUCCAGCUCCUUGGGUAGUACUGGCACUGCUUCUUCGUUGUCCGCCUCUUCCACGUCUUCAUCGUCCUCCGCUUCCUCAAGGUCAAAAAGAGGCACUAAAAUGACCUCCGGCCACUGGGAGCACUCUCACCGAGGCAAGCGUCACCAUCAGAAGAAGAAGAGCCAGUCUGGAGGUGGCGCUUCCCCGUCGGGGAGCACCGCUAUCGCCCCUGUGUCCCCUAGCGCCCUGUCACAGAAGCCCCUCUCCUCGGUGGAGAGCGAGCGACUUGCGCCGUCGGUGACCGUCCCCCCCUCCUCAGAGCCCAGGGAGUCGCCGCCGGUCGCCCCGACGACGCUCCAGACGCGGACGUCGCCGGUCGCCACGACGACGCUCCAGACGCGGACGUCGCCGGUCGCCACGACGACGCUCCAGACGCGGACGACGCCGGUCGCCACGACGACGCUCCAGACGCGGACGACGCCGGUCGCCACGACGACGCUCCAGACGCAGACGACGCUGGUCGCCCCGACGACGCUCCAGACGCAGACGUCGUUGACCAGCUGUGACCCGAAGCCCACGGGCCCGGGCGCCGACCCGGACCCCGAGACCAAGAGGAUGCGCUUCUGCAACACGUACAACAUCCUGAGCGAGUCGGGCCUGCUGGACAUCACCCUGAAGACCAAGGAGCUGCAGCGGCAGAACCGGCACACGCAGGGCGAGCUGGACCGCCUCAAGGAGCACACGGAGCUCUUCAUCCAGGCGCUGCUGAGCGGCGACCCCGGAGUCGUCCUCAGGCUGCAGACCCGCCUGCAGGAAGAGGAGGAGGAGGAGGAGGAGGAAGAGGACCCAGAGAGAGGGGGAGACACCGGGGAGUGCGACGCCGCGUAGGACGACUAAGGAUUAAGGGGGCUAGGGGGGGGGGGGGGGUAAUCCACUAGACAACAUGAGAGAGUGCUUGGCUUCACAAGGGAAACAGCUGGACCGGAAUAAAUGUGUCCCGCGAUCCAACACCCGCCCCGUGGCACCUCUGUAUACCCCAGACUGCUGUGACCUACAUAUAGUCCGUCGCCCGCUGGCUGUUGGAGUGCCGGACGGCUGGAGCCCCUGUUCAAGCCUUGGCACCUCUAAUUGUUCAAGUGAGGCCUGGAGGGUUUGUGUCGCGGGGACCAAAAGGGCAAAGAACACAUGAGACUGCAUGAGACUAUUUCGUCCGACAUUGAGCAUAGAUAUGGUGAUUAGCAUUGUGCUAUUUCUAAAGGGUUGCCUGUGAUCGUGACAAAGUAAGGUAAUGCGUACUGUAAGAUCGGUUUACUGUUGUCGAUAUGAAGCUCUCGUGUGCUAGUCAUUGUAGCUUCCAGAUGCAUUCACCUGUUGACACCAAGACUUUUUUUGCAGGCCUAAUAUUUUUUAAAUGCCUCAUUUAAUUUUUAUAUAAUUGAUAUGUACAUUUUUAUAUCGAUCUCGCUGCUGUUUUCAGUGAUGAGUCCAGCCCGUGCCUUAGUGACUGACUGAAUGGGAUCAGUGACGACUCCAACAUCUCUAAACGAGAGCAAUGUGUGCCUGAUGUGUGUGACUAUUUCAUUGCUCUAUUUUUGACAGUUACAGAGUAUUUUAUGUGGUUAACUGACAAUUUGGUGUAUAACUAGAAUUUUUUUCGUGUUAGGACGGCAGAUGCAAUACCAGAAAAUGGAAACCAAAAAAUAUUCUUGAGCUCUGAACAUACAGUCCAUGGGUUCCUCCAUGUGAGAAAACGUUCAACAAUUCAUACAGGUCCAUAGCUUAUUUUAUUCUUUCAUUCGUAUAUCAAUGGUGUGAAUGAGAGUGUGAUUCUACAAUCUUUUUUUGAGGUUCGAUUUUUGUUCCUGACAUGUAGCAACUUGUUUUAGUACUGUAUUUUUCCAGUUUUGAGUACAUAUUAAAAAUGCAAAGACAAUAUAACUUCAUGAGGAAAUGGCUGCCAAGACAGACAGCUCCACUGUACUUUGAUUUAAGAAAUCGGGUUUCAUUGCCUCACAACAAACAUCCAUCUGCAAAAUGAACUAAUCUCAGCUUUUUCUCACAAACAAAGGCUAUACUUCCAGAAGGUUGCGGUGCUCUGGCUGAGACAUAUUUAUUUUGUUAUAUUUCAGUAUGUGAAUUUAUCAUAUCUUAUUAACUGGAAUAAUGUGCAAAGCUAAUACAAGGAGGAUGAACUGCCGUAUAAGUGUGUCCAUCCCCAAGCAACAUAUAGGUAUUUGAAAUACAUACUGGGUCAGUAGAGUCUGCCAAACCCACAGCUACAAAUACGUAGAUAUUGAAUUUUCUUUUGCGCUUCCACGAACAAUGAAUUUGUCUCUUGUCCUGGUUUAAAAGGCGGCGUAGCAACUAGGUCCUUAAUGUCGUGGUAAUAAAAGAAAGACAGGCUCUAUCUUUCCUCUAGCCCAUGGGCUAGCAUUUAGAAUAGAUUUACGAUGAUAUAAUAUACAAUGCUAUACUAUUAAGGGGUGCUUGGAGGUCUGAAGACCCGGUUUGAAACGGAAGAUCUGUGUGAAGGAUCAUCAUGCACAUAAGAAUUCCUCUAGCACGGACAAUCAUUUAAUUAAACCCAUUAUAAUCUAAUGCAGAUGCUCAAUGGAUACCCCUCAUCCCCUCCUCGCUCCUGGAGGACAUGUGACUAAUCCUAUGGACAAAAAGACAUGAGCAGUAAUUAUUGGAAUGGGACAAAUAGAUAAUCAAGGUCAUAUGACCCUUCAUAAGGCUUUAUGUGGACAGUCGUUGCCAUACAUUAACUAUUUUCAAGGUCUUUUUAAAUUAAUUUUGUGUGUUUGGAUAACAAGGUUUUUUAUGAUAUUUUGCAGUGCAUAUUAUGCAUUUUGGUUAAUAUUAAUUGCUCUAUAAAGACUACAAGUAGUAGUUAAUUUUUCUAUUUAUUUUUCAUUGUCUAAACUAAUGCAAUGUGUUUGUGCCUCGAAUAAAUGGUCUAGAUAAACAACUCA